AACAUAGCUGGACCGCCACUCUAAUUAAAAUUUCUGGCAUAUUGAGGCACUAUGGUUGUUGAACCAUAAGCAUGAUGCUUCAUUUGCUAAUAUUCUGCCUUACACUUUUUAUCCUGCUCUAUUGGAUUUUGCCAGCGGGCAUAAGCUGGUUCUUGGUGAAGCGCUUUCGGGUCAGAGUACGCAUUGGUCGGAUUUCGUUGCCCUACUUGUCGCUCAAGAAUGUUAACAUCCAGAAGAGUGGAUUCGGUGUACAAAUCGAGGAAGUGUGCCUACGCAGCAGUUUCUUCACAACCGAGGUAACCAAGCUACUCUCCAUCUAUAUCCGGGACAUACGCAUCAACAAGGACAUACCGAGACGACACAAUGAGGACUGCGAUGAUUUCUUUGAGACCCUCAAGCCGCACAGGGUCAAAGAGGCCAAGGGCGUGCCUGAUUUUCGAGAAUCCAAGGUUCCAGCGAGUAUCAUAACCUUUGCCCAGUUUAUGGCCGUGCACAUAAACAACAUUUCGGUGGUGCUGAUGAACAAUGAUUUCGAUCCGGGUUGGUUCAUUCAUGCCACAGCCAAGGAGCUACAUCUAGACGGAAGCAUUGUGCAGAACGCCCGAGUUCUGCUGGUCAAUGCUGCCCUGAGUGAGGCCCAGGCCAAAAUGCUAAGGCACUGCAGUUCCCGUCGCCAGUCGCUGGAGAAUCUCAACAAGAUUCGGCCGUGUCUGGGCGAGGUGAGCUUUGACGUGACCUUAGAUGCGUCUCUCUUUGCUCAGGGACCUCUAUCAAUGGAUACUCUGAGUCUGGUUAUCAACAACGCGAAAUCUGUGAUACACGGAGGAUUGUAUGACUUCCUCAGUGAGGCCAAGGAAAGAACAACUCCCGGCCAGCCGUCCAAGCGCCUGCAGGACGCCUUCAAGCCGACCAAAAACGCUGCCUAUGACAAUGACAACUACGAGAAACUGGCACCGAUUAUACCAAAGAACUUUAAUUUCAGCAUCAAGGCGGCCACAUUUUCGGCCGUCAAGGAGAACUCGCAAAAUGAUUUCAGUGCAAAGCUGCAGUUGUUUCACAUUACGGGUAAAUUUAAUUCUAAUGUGAGGGAUGAAAAGACUUUGCUGCCAUCAAUGCUGGCCAAGCUGGUGUUCAAACAUUUGGACAUUGAUACCAAAUAUGAAAAGCUUUUGUUCGUCGAGCAGUUCACCAUAGACUCUGUGCUGGAGGAAGACAUCUUCAAUUUGUAUGUGAAGCUAAAGACAUUCCAAAUCAUCUACAACCACAGCGAAAUCUAUGACUUUGUCAACAACAAUUUCCUGGCCCGCCAGCGCUCCAGCAAUCAGCAGCAUCUGCAUCCCCUGCAGCUAAUGCACAAACAGAAGUCCUUGCCCGAUCAUCUGUACCUGGACAAGGCAGCGGAGAGCUGCCUGCGAGAGAAGCAGCGUCGCGACGGCGAGAGCAGUGGCGUACUCGAGUGGAUUAUGCAGCGCAUUGUGGUCAAAGGCUGUGCGGAGCUGUUCAAUGUGUCGCUGCUAAUGAAGCUGGAGGACGAGCACAUAGCUAUGAGCGUGAGCCAUACGCGGUUCCUACUAGAACAGAUCGAGGAGAAGCGCAGCUCUUUCUAUGGCAACAAGUUUCUAAAUCUGCUCCUGAAUCAGCGCCAAUGGAGCAUGGAGCUGAUGGUGGAGACGCUCUGGUCCAAUCUGGGCAACUCCAUCAACGACACGAACAACUUAAAGAAGACCCAUUCUCCGGGCUCCCCGUUCUUUCUGGGCGUGAGCCUCGUGAAGCUCUGCUCCUAUGCAAACACCACCAAACUGGACAUUUCCGUGCACACCUUUCGCACAGAAUACAGCAUGCAAUUGGCGGAGUUUGUGGUAAAGUCCGUGCAAUGCCUACGGCAGUACAGGGGAAUGGAACCAAAGAGAUCUCCCAAGCAGCAGUCCCAGCAAAUACGAGUGCAUCAGUCCCUUCCUGAGCCAUCAUCUACCUCGCUGCGCGUCUCUGUUAAGGUCAAGGAUAUUACCGCCUAUUUUGUGAACCAUCACAAUGUCUACAUGCUGCUCAGUUUCUCGGAAAUCAACCUGACGCGGUCGCAGCUCUUUACCACGCUCAAGCUUGAGGAAUUCCAAAUGGCCAUCAUGCGUUCCAUGACCGCCUCUUCGUUGUGCCUCACCGAUUUCUCGGACGUGUUUGCCACAUGCAAGAUGAUACGUCUGGAGCAUGAACAAGUGGAAGGGACGCUGGGCAAUCUGUCCAUUUAUAUAUCCGGCAACACGGAGGCCAUGUGGAUCUCGAAUCUGCACAUGCAUUUGCUCACCUUGGUGAGGGAUAUGAAGGAUCUUAGAGCGCUUUUCUUUUCUGCAUAUGAUUUUUUGCUAUUGAUUUACCUGAACAGGCUCCUGAAUCAUCAUGUUUAGUUUUGUUUUGGGAAAACUUAUUUGGAUCGAGUCAAUUCUAGGAUUCCGCUUUGUGGCUGCGGCUCUAAUUUUACAAUAAUUCAAACAUGCAGUGUAUAAAUCCAAAAAAUUGUCAUGUCGCCACUUGCACACGCGUUGCAAAUUUUCCAACAAUAUAAGGGAAAAGAAAA
Molecule: messenger RNA, 2572 nt
Organism: Drosophila persimilis
Lineage: Eukaryota; Metazoa; Arthropoda; Insecta; Diptera; Drosophilidae
Exons: 6
Coding region: 72-2402 (776 amino acids)
Source: RefSeq, a predicted model, not a curated record